Molecule: messenger RNA, 12509 nt
Organism: Perca fluviatilis (European perch)
Lineage: Eukaryota; Metazoa; Chordata; Actinopteri; Perciformes; Percidae
Gene: nbeal1
Product: neurobeachin-like 1
Exons: 54
Coding region: 408-8756 (2782 amino acids)
Biological process (GO): intracellular protein localization
Cellular component (GO): membrane; cytosol
Molecular function (GO): protein kinase binding
Source: RefSeq, a predicted model, not a curated record
CGCGAUGUUGUCGGCAACUUGACACAUUUACAGCAACUAGGGAGACACGGCGUUAGUGUCAGUGGUCUUUUCGUUACACAGCGAACAACGCUGCUGGGAAUACCCUCUGGUUCUCCGAGAAGAGCAGAACAAAUGGAAGUACAGGCCCACCUGGGCCAAGUCCUCUCUGGGACUGCACGUCUCUCCUCUGCCAUGGAGUAAUUAUUGGAAAGUUUCUGCCACAACACGUCAUCUACCACCCAUUUCUGCAUCUUUUGAGGCGUGUUACACCUUGCCAGAGUUGGACAGUCACGAUGUUGAGCAUUAAGGCCAGCAGCAGAGGUUUAGCUCAUGAGUGAAAACCAUGAAGCAGCCAGGGAAGUGACCUCGGGUGAUACUACAGCCUGAGGGUGCCACUCACCAGCACCAUGGCAUCCAAGGAGAGACUGUACGAGGUCUGGAUGCUCUACUGCACUAAGAGGGAUCCAGACUACUUGAAGUUAUGGCUGGAGAUUUUCAUCAGCUCCUAUGAGCAAUGUCUGGAUGUGGACUUUGAAAAGCCACCUUCAAGGCCAGAGGAGGUUCCCCCGGUGUUGACGCUCCUCCCAGACAACAUUCUGCAGGUUUUGCGCCACCAGCUGCUGCAGUGCGUCCAGAAAGCCUCUGACGGCCUGGAGCCUGAGCAGCAAAAUCUGGCUCUGCUGCUGCUCAAGUUCCUUAUCAUCAUCUGCAGGAACCUGUCCAACGUGGAGGAGAUUGGCACUUGCUCGUAUAUCAAUCACAUCAUCACUAUGACAACCGUCUAUAUUCAGCAGCUGAAGAGCAAGACCAAAGAGAAGGAGAUGGCAGACCAGAGCCAGGCGGAGGAGUUUGUCCGUCAUGCGCUGGCUUUCUGCGAGAGCCUCUAUGACCCAUACCGCAACUGGAGGCAUCGAACCUGCGGGGAGCAGCUUGGUACAGUAGAGAGGAGCAGACAGAAGUACAAGGCAGCUCCGCUCACUGUUGAGUUUGUUCCUUUCUUUUACCAGUGCUUCCAGGAGAGUGAGCACCUGAAGGAGAGUCUGAAAUGCUGCCUGCUGCACCUGUUUGGAGCCAUAGUAGCUGGUGAUCAGAGAAACGCUCUCUUUGCCAUCUCUCCAGCCACCAUGGAGGUGUUGAUGCGGGUGCUGGCUGACUGCUCCAUGGGUAGCUGCUCUUCAGAUGAGGGCGAGGACUGGGACAGUGAGGCCCCCGACCGUAAGGCUCUGCUGACUCUGGGCUGCCUGCGGGAGGUGGUGCAGCGCCUCCUGUCCUCAAGCUCUGACCAGCGGCAAGUUGAAAUCGCCUCUGUGCUAGAAAACUACUUCAAGCUGCUCAACUCGGACCCGGCAGCCGUCGUUGCCUCCCAACAGCAGCAGCAGCAGCAGCAGCAAGCCAAGGGCAGAGUGCCGACACUGGGCCGACACUGGGAGAGCCGAUUUGUGGCUCUGCAAGUAAACAUGCUAGACACUAUCAGGGACAUGUUCCUGUGUUCAGACAGGCCAGUUCUACAAGCCAUCUUCCUCAAUAGUAACUGUUUUGAGCAUCUGACACGACUGCUGCAGAACAGCAAGCUGGUUAAUGCUAGGUGCACGGCGGCAGACAAGGACCAGAAAGAUAUAACCAACAACAGGUUACUGACAGGAGAGAGGGACACUCAGGUGUUUCAAGGGCGACUAGACCUUCUCGCUGUAGCAACCAUCAAAGCCCUGACAACAGUGAUGCACAAAUCACCAGCUGCAAAGGAGGUGUUCAAGGAGAGGAUUGGUUACAAUCACCUGUAUGAAGUGCUCACCUCACUCGGCCAGCCAUCACGGCACCUUCUCAAAGAGUUGAUGAACAUGGCGGUGGAGGGUGAGCACACCUCAGUGGGGCUCCUGGGCAUCAGUAACGUGGAGCCCUUGCUGCUGCUGGUCCAGUGGCUCCCAGAGCUGGACUCUUCGGAGCAGCAGCUUUUUACGGCCGACUGGCUCCGCCGCCUCAGCUGCCUCAACCGCCAGACCCGCGCCACCUGCGUCAAUGCCGCCAUGGUCAUGCAAGCGCUGGUAGGCCUGGAGCGUCACCAACGGCUACACCGAGCUUGCGCUGAGAGCCUACUGGGGCUGGUGGGCUCACUUGGCUCCCAGUCCCUGAGCGCCAGGGAACUUCUGGGUCUCCUGCUCCUCCUUAGACCUCUAGAGUCCACACAAGCUCACCCCUAUGUAGGUCCUGCCCUGAGAGCCCUCCUGGCCAUGGUACGGAAGCAGGGCCUGGAAAGUGCCAUGCAGUACUUUGACCUCUCACCCAGCAUGGCCGGCAUUGUAGUUCCAACAGUGCAGCGCUGGCCAGGCUCGGCCUUCAGCUUUCUCGCCUGGUUGUCACUAGAUCAGGACCAGCUGGGCCCACUCAGCAAGGACAAGAGGAAGCAGCUCUACAGCUUUUUUACCCCAGGAGGGACGGGGUUUGAGGCCUUCAUCAGCUCAGCGGGUGUGCUAGUUGUGGCUGUAUGCACGAAGAAGGAGUACGUCACAGUCAUGCUGCCCGACUACUGCUUCUGUGACUCUCUCUGGCAUAGCAUCGGUGUAGUGCACGUACCAGGAAAGAGGCCUUUUGGACAGAGUCUCGUGUACAUUUAUGUGGAUGGACAGCAGAAACUGUCCGCCCCCCUCAAGUAUCCCACCAUGACAGAGCCAUUCAUCUCCUGUUGCAUCGGUUCAGCAGGCCACCGGACCACCACUCCCCCGCCCUCCCAGAUCCCAGACCCUCCCUUCUCCUCCCCGAUCACACCCAACACUCGCUCCUCGCUGGGCGCCAUCCUGUCGCCGCAGACCUGGGGGGGACUGCUGGGGGGAAAGCCUGAGUCUGUGACUAAGCUCAUCUCUGCAGGGACCCAGGACAGCGAGUGGGGAAGUCCUACCUCCUUGCAGGGACAGCUGGGAUGCGUCAUGGUCUUCCAUGAACCCCUGCAGCCCAACCACAUUAAAGCCAUCUGCAUUGCUGGUCCAAACUGCAUCUCUCCAUUCAAAGCCCAGGAAUCAGAACUUGGCGACCUUUCAACCAAAUUGCUGCUGCAUUACUCGCCCAAGGCGUGUAGGAACCCCAUCUGUCUAGAUCUGUCCCCAAACAUGCUGCAUGGACGCCUGACAGGGAAUAAAGUCGUCAACUGGGAUAUUAAGGAUAUGAUCAACUGUGUGGGCGGCCUGCCAGUGCUCUUCCCUAUACUGGAGCAGUUGGCCCUGAUUACUCCUGAUCAACAGGCCAGUGAUCAGGCAGCUGGGUCAGAUUUCAUCACUCCUGAUGUGACCACGCCAGCCGAUGGAGAUUGGGUCAUUCUCCCAUCCAACAGGGCUUCAGAGGCACGCUUGGAGAAGAAUCUGGUGGCCACCUUCCUGUUGGUGCUGAAGCAUUUUCUGCAGAGGCACCCUAUCAACCAGGAGAAUCUGUUCCACUCGCAUUGUGUCAGUACACUGGGAGCCCUGCUGCAGAAGCUGCCAGCAGGUCAUGUGGAUGUCAGCGUGCUGGUUGCUAUGCAGCUGCUGAUAGAGCAGGUGACAUAUGAGAAGAACCAGGCUCUGCUGCAGCAGCUUCACACACAUCUACUGUUCAACUUCAACAUCUGGAACAAAGGGGACUUCCCGCUACGCAUAGGUCAUAUCCAGUACAUGUCCACCGUCAUCAAAGAUAACCGGAAGCAGUUCAGAAAAAAAUAUGGAGUUCAGUUCCUUUUGGACACCAUACGCCUUUAUUACGGGAAGAACAGUAAUAAAGAGAGUGACCUGAGCGAGGAUGACAUUCGUACCAUCCGGGCGUCUCUCUGUGGCCUCAUCAAGUACUACAUCAGCAAGGGCAUGUCACAGGAGGAGAUUCACAGCAUUCUGGGAUACAUGGCUGCCAUUGGAGACGAGGAGCAGUUGUGUGGGCUGCUGGAGUUGUUACUCAGCCUUCUUCAGACCAGUCCGUCAAGGGACCAGCUCUUCCUGCUCCUCUUUGAGCCCGGGGCGGCCGACUCCUGCUACGCUCUCCUGCUCAACAACAAGCACUCAGAUCGACUCAGAGAGCUCGUGUUCAAGUUGUUUGAGCGCAUGUUGCGCUGUGACCGCGUCUAUGAGAAGAAUAAGCAGCGUUUGCGGCUGAGGGAGGCAGGUUACGCCAGCCUGUCGCUGCUCUUCUCCGAACUUCACAUCACUCCGACACUGGUCCGCUGUCUCCUCAACCAGGUCCUCCACACAGAUAAUGUGGUGAACUACAAGGACCUGAUGGCACUGGCCCAGCUCACUCACCGGGCUGGACCCAGUGUACGCCUCCUCGUCUGCAAGAGGGUUCACCAGCUGCUACUAUCCCAAACAGAUGCUGCCAUUCAGAUCUCAAGGCAGCAGUGUUGGCAGGACACUCUAAUGCGUCUCUACCUGCGGGGUGAAGGGUCCAUGCCACUUCGGGCCACUGACACCAUCAGCGCCUGCAGCCUGGACCUGAGCCGGCCCAGUGGCAGCAGCACCAACCGCCUGGAGCUGCCGCUGGAGAGGAGGGCGCGAACAGGCAGCACUGGCCGCCUGGACCGGCUGGAGGAUGACCGGCUCAGCAUAGGUGACACUCGCUCUGUGGACAGCCUGGAGAACGGCGACGUCAUCUCGCUGCUGGACACGCCAUCUUCCUCUGCCUCCACCGAGCCGCAACUACACGUCAAGCCCUGGGUGGUGGGAAAGUCAGGAGGAUUGAUGCUGGAUCUGUCCCACCUGCAGGCCUAUGAAGGUGGGGAGAGUGGCAGCCAAACACCUGGUAGCAUGCCCAGCACACCUUCUCCACUGGAGAACUCCAAGCCUUUCCCAGGGAGCACCGGGGAUCGAGAUGCAACUUCCUCCCUGACUGAAGACAGCUUUCUCUUCAGUGACAACAUCUCACUGGGGGAGUCCUUCAACAAUGCUGAGCGGGCGGAAGAGGAACUGUGCACCACGCUGCUGGAGAUUGUGCUUUGUGUGAUGUGGCGUGGGGUAGAAGGUUCAGAUGAUUCAGCGUGGCUGGAGCGCGGACAGGUCUUCUCAGCUCUCACCAAACUGGCAACCGCCAACGAGCUGCUGCUUCCUGUCGACCAGAUCAAACUCAGUCUUAUGGAACGUAUGUUGGAGUGGGCGGUGAGUGAUAACCGCCAGGCAUCAGUCGCCACGUUGCCACAGCACACGGAGAAUGCAGUGCGGUUGCUUCACAUGGUACAGGACUUCCUGCAGGCAGAGGGCCUGGUCAAUCCAGCACUGUGGACGGAGAAGGUGCUGGAGGAGACGGUGACACUGAUGGACAGCCUCAUGGUGUGGUACUCUGCUGGCACCCAGUGGUUCCAGCUCUCCCAAGUUGGACUGAGACUGCUGCUGGGCUUCAUGGCUCAGGAGGACCCUAAAGUGUGUGCCAUGGCCACUGCCAAGCUCAAUGGCAUCCUGCAGACCAAAGAGGUGUCAAGCCAGGACGAGGCCUGCUACCUGCUAGGUAAGGUGGAGGGCAUUCUGCGGCGCUCCAUCCAGGAGCAAACGGAGACAUACUCCUUCCUGGUUCCUCUGCUGCGAACGCUGCUCUCCAAAGUCCAUCGCCUCCUCUACAUGGAGCUGCACCUCCCCCAGCUCCCCGACAACAACGGCAGCCCAUCCUUCUUUGAGGACUUCCAGCUGUACUGCAACUCACCUGAGUGGCGUGUCUACCUCGACAAAUAUAUUAUUCCGUACAUGAAGCAGUAUGAAAUCGAAACAUUCAGCCAGGGCCAUGAGACCAUGGCUCUCUACUGGAAGGAGUGCUACGAGGCUUUCAUGGUCAGCCUGCAUAAGAGAGAGAGGGAAAGGGGUGAAAGCAAGAUCCGCUUCCAGGAGCAAUUUGUGGAGCCUUUCUCACGGCGAGGCCGCCAGGAGAACUUACGCUACAACAGCAUGUUGAAGCAGCAGCACAGCCAGAACAGUGCUACCCUCAGGCAGUGGAAGGCAGCACGCCGGGGUCUGGUGUGUAAGAGAGGGCCCUGGGCUGACAGGCAGCAGGAUGAGAUGCACUGGAGGGUGUCCAGUGCUGAGAACUUUUCCCGCAUGAGGCUGAAGCUGGUCCGUAAUUACAACUUUAACCCACACCGAGAGGCCAGCGCUCUGAGAGACAACCUGGGUGUCCAUAAGCAGCGUGUAAACCCAGAGUCUCUGCUGCUGGAGGCUGUGAAGCAGGUCAAAGUCAGCGACCUGGAAGACGACAUCCUGGAACUGCCAGAGGACGACCCUGCUGCUGCUAACAACCAAGUUGAAGCCGAGGAGGCAGGCCAGAAGGAGAAGCUGGUGCUGUGGGAGGACUGCGAGCUAGUGACUGUGGUGGACGAGGUGCCCGGCCGCUUGGAACUCACCACCCAACAUAUCUACUUCUACGACAGCAGCCAGGAGAAAGAGGAAGGAGAGGGCCACGACUUCAAAUGGCCCCUGUCUCAGAUCCGAGAGGUCCACCUGCGGCGUUAUAACCUACGCCGCUCAGCCCUGGAGAUCUUCCUCAUUGACCAGACCAACUACUUCCUCAAUUUCAAGAAGGAGGUGAGGAACAAGGUCUAUAGCCGCAUGCUGCUGCUGCGAUCCCUCAGCCUUUAUGGAACCCGCUCACCACAGGAGCUCCUCAAAGCCUCUGGACUCACACAGAAAUGGGUGAACCGGGAGAUUUCCAACUUUGACUACUUGAUGCAACUCAACACGAUUGCAGGAAGAACAUACAACAACCUGGCUCAGUAUCCAGUGUUCCCUUGGAUUCUAGCUGACUACACCUCAGAGGAGCUGGACCUCUGUGAUCCUCGGGUAUUCAGGGACCUGUCAAAGCCAGUGGCUGUUCUUAACGAACGCAAUGCCAAGGCCGUUAGAGAGAAGUAUGAAAGUUUUGAGGACCCAACAGGCACCAUCGACAGAUUCCAUUAUGGCACCCAUUACUCAAAUGCUGCCGGAGUGAUGCACUACUUGAUAAGAGUGGAGCCCUUCACUUCCCUGCACAUCCAACUGCAGAGUGGACGGUUUGACUGUGCCGACCGCCAGUUCCACUCCAUCCCUGCUACAUGGCAGACCCUAAUGGACAACCCCAAUGAUGUCAAGGAGCUCAUCCCAGAGUUCUUCUACUUCCCAGAAUUCCUUGAGAACCAAAAUGGUUUUGAUCUGGGUCGCCUGCAGAUCUCCAAGGAAAGGGUAAAUGACGUUGUUCUGCCCAAAUGGGCCAAGUCCCCGGAGGACUUCAUCUACAAGCACCGCAAAGCUCUGGAGUCGGAGUACGUAUCAGCCCACCUUCACGAGUGGAUCGAUCUGAUCUUUGGUUACAAGCAGAGGGGUCCUGCAGCGGUGGAGGCCCUCAACGUCUUCUACUACUGCACAUAUGAGGGGGCGGUGGACCUGGAUGCCAUCACUGAUGAAAAGGAGCGUAAGGCUCUGGAAGGCAUGAUCAGCAACUUUGGACAGACACCCUGCCAGUUACUCAAGGAGCCCCAUCCAAUGCGUCUGUCUCAGGAGGAAGUGGAAAAGAGGAAAGCUCUGCUAGACUCAUGUCCUUUCAGCAUGUUCGAACACCUCAGCGACCUCAAGUCCUUCUUUGUUGAGGGCAUCAGUGACAAUGUGCCGCUGGUUAAGGCCGUGGUCCCAAAGAAUCAGUCCCAUUCCUUCAUCACCCAGGGGAGCCCUGACACCAUGGUAACGGUUAGUCAGAACUGCCUGGUUGGGACCCAUGGGUGGCUGCCUUACAACAAGAACAUCUCCAACUACUUCACCUUUAUUAAGGACCCCACAGUGUCCAACGCCAAAACCCAGCGUUUCCUCUCCGGACCUUUCGCCCCUGGCAUGGAGGUAACAGCCGGGCUGUUUGUGGUCUCACACGAUGGCAAGUUGCUCUUCAGCGGUGGCCACUGGGACAACAGCCUCCGGGUCACCUCCCUUGUUAAGGGCAAGACUGUGGGACAGCACAUCCGACACAUGGACAUUGUGACCUGCUUGUCAACCGACCACUGUGGCAUCCACCUGAUCUCCGGCUCCAGAGACACAACCUGCAUGGUGUGGCAGGUUCUGCAGCAGGGUGGAGCUCCCGUGGGUCUUUGUCCCAAACCAGUACAGGUGUUGUAUGGCCACACGGACGAGGUGGUCAGUGUUAGUAUCAGCACAGAGCUGGACAUGGCUGUGUCUGGAUCACGUGAUGGGACAGUGAUCAUCCACACGGUGCGUCGGGGUCAGUACAUGCGUUGCUUGCGCCCGCCGUGCGACAGCUCCCUGCCGCUCUCUAUUCUCCACCUGGCCGUGUCCUGGGAGGGUCACCUUCUGGUCCACACCUGCAUCGAGGGCAAAGCAACACUAAAGGAUAAAAAUGCCCUCCACCUUUACUCUGUAAAUGGAAAGCACCUCUGCAGUGAGCCGUUGAAGGAGCAGGUGACUGAUAUGUGUGUUUCAGGGGAGUAUGUAGUCAUUGGCAGCGAGCAGGGAUACCUGUCCAUCCGUGACCUCUACAGUCUGUCUCUGUGUACAGAGCCCAUGGCCAUGAGGGUGCCUGUGCGUUGCGUCUCGGUCACUAAGGAGCAGAGCCACGUCCUGGUGGGCCUGCAGGAUGGCAAGCUGAUCAUCGUGGGCGUGGGCAAGCCGGCGGAGGUAAAGAACUCGCUGAGGAACUACAUCGCUCAGAGCCUGGAGGGAUCGCCACUCAUGGCCUCCCCCCUGCUGGCCCCACUUCGAGCUCGUUCACCAACCCGCUUGCUACACCAGCGCGACCAGCUGGUGUUCAGCCCCACUUCCAGCUCUCAUAAAGUCCAGCGGCUCUAGUCCCCCCUCCCCCCCCCACCACAUUGCUGUAGAUCUAGUGUGGCUCAACGGAUAUACAUUGCUGGGAUAAAGCUACACAUCCGCCACGUCUCUCACACGCAGAAUGUCCUCCUCCCCUGUCUCUAUCUCCACAAUCAGAGCUUAGUGUCACCCAGUCUGAUAGGUUUAAAGAAAUACAAACAAUAGAGAGUGUUAUUUCCCUAUCUUAGAAUAGAUAGGUGGUGUAGCCAGACCGUACUCCCAUCGCUGACACACCACUGUGGAGAUUGUGGAGACUACUGUAGAUCUGACACACACACACACACACACACACACACACACACACACACACAGACAGAUAAGCCUGCUGCACAUAUCACCUGUGUUGCAAUGCUUGGCCUCAGUGUCCUCAAAGACAUUUUAAUCCACAGUCACCUCUCCUUCUCAGGGAUGGUUGUCGCCCCCAGUCACCAUUUACAUCUGAGCCACACCGAUUUAACACAUUCCUUUCAGCACACAGCUGAGCAGACACAGUGGCCACUAGAAACACAACUGUGACAUGAAAACAACUUUUUGUGCUUACCUCAUUCUGUUUUUUCAGAAUAUUUGGCAUCCGUGCAAUGUUUGACUUGAUUUGGCCAUUGCCCUGGGAUCAACUCCAAACCCUGCUGUUUACCUGAAGUGUCAUUAUGUUACGUGUUUGAGUGUAGUCUACGACUAUAAUAAUUAUGCUGUGAAACAAACUUUAGACUAACGCUUCUUCAAACUCAAGCCAUAUUAAUAGUGUAGCUACAAUCUAAUAAUGCAAUCCAGUACUCUUGCGCCAAGAUAGACUCUAAUGUUCUGAUAAUGUAAAUAGUAUGAUAGUGUAGAUGUUGGAGGUUGAUACAGGUAGUCCCUCUCUCAAUCGUUUGAUUAUCACACUUUUCUGCUUUUCAUCUUUUCUCACCAAAGUGAAUCAGGCUUUGAUUUUUUUUCUUUGAUGCUUCACAAGUCAAUCAAGUUCCAAUUAACUAAUCAAUCACUCAUGAAUCAUAUCCCUCCUCCCUUUCUUCCCCGUUUCCUUUGACUUCACACUUUUCUUUCCCCACUCUCCUUCAUCCCACUUCCUCCUCCUCUUCCUCCACUCUUCUCAGAUGCGUUCGGGCCAGAUCACACGGAAGCUGUGGGGCUCCAGCAAGAGACUGACCCAGAUCUCCUCGGGGGAGACGGUGUACAACACCCAGCACGACGACAACUGAACCCAUCCCAGUCCCCCGAGCCCUGAACCCUCCCCUCCAUGCAUAUCCCACAUUCCUGUCACCCAUACCUUUUUUUCACCAACCAGUUUGCUUCAUUCUGUCUGAGGAACUCCCUUCAGUUCCUCCAGUACCUUUUCACAGUUUAAUAGGUAGUGUUCUGGGUUGCUAGAGCAUUGAGCAUUGCCACCUGUCUGUUAUGUUUCUCUGUGUGAAUAUUUCUGCUUUGGAUUGAACGUAUGGCGCUGGCGCUGUGGUUCAAAUCCAGAAGUAGUGCCAGCCUCCGCACCACCACCAAUCCAAACACCAUGGCUCUUAAUCCCUCAGCUAGUCAUCCUCAUUUUUACAUGAUACUACACGGUCAGCCUAAUGGUUUUCCAGCGGGAGCAUCUUCACAGAGGCACUUUGUUUCUCCGACCUGCUCAGCUUAAAUUUGACAGGGAUCGAUCAGUUAACCGCUCUCCUGUAUGUGUGUGUCUGUGUGUGUGUGUGUGUGUGUGUGCGCAUGUGCAGCAUAUUGCCAUGCUCUAUGUCAAAAUAUGGUUUCAAGUGUCCUUUUUGUCCUCCCUUAGUUUGCCUUUGAUGCAGACAGGCGGGCCUUUGCUCUGUAGGCUGAGACUUUUCAUGAUUGCCUCAAAGCUGCCACACAGCAGCCUUAUGCAGUAAGACGGCUCCAUCACUCACAAGACCAAAACUUCUGCCUUUCCUAUGCGUUUUAUAUUUAUAUAUGUGUGUGUGUGUGAGUGUGUGAUUUUUAUUUGUUUUUUUUAUUGUUGAUUUCUUUUUGUUUUUUUUUGUUCAGAUUUAGGCAUGUGCCCAGCAACUUGGCAUCUGUUUGUAUGCAUGGCUUUUUUGGUCCAUUUUGAGAUUAGGUAGCAGACACCAUGAUGAAGACGUCAUGAUUAUUCACGUUUGGAUAUAGCUGACUUGUUUUGUUCUAGAAACAUUUGUAGCGUUUGUCUUUAAUGUUGGCAUAUAAUUUAAGAUAUAGUUUUGUAAAAGGAAAUAUUCUCACUACAGGCAAAACACUACAUUCUCCAACAAAAGAGGCUUCCAUGUGAGGAUGUAUCACAGCAGUACAGAAAGAGACGACGAUAAAGUCACAUCACACUUCAUUGAAUGUUUUUAAGUUACUUGAAAUCAUGUUUAUAAGUAAAAGUAGCAGUUUUUAAAAUCACACUUUGUCUCUUGACUGCAGACACCUGUAUGGCAUAUUUUAAACUGUUCUUACUGUUCAGACACCUGCAAAAGAAGGAGAAAGGAGAAAUCCUCAAGGGCUUUAUGAGAUGUCAGUGUUAACAGCAAUACAGCUCUUUCGUCUGGUAGCUGUCGAAGCUUUCUUCCUGUUUUCUGUCCUCGUCUUGGUUGCUCUUCCAGUCCUCUAUCUCCAGUCUUCCUAUAGCUUAACUGGGACAGUAAAUGUACCCUAACUCCCUCCCUUUUCCUUUAGCUCUCAUCAUAUCCUCAAACUAUCAUCCUUUAUUAUUUCACAUCUCAUUUUCCUUCCUGCUCAUUGUGAAGUGACCUAUUUCAGAGGAGUUUUUAUUUUAUGGGGCAUCGAGAAGGUUUGCAUGCCUUGUUGUGGUGGCUUGGAAGACGUGUUGUUCAAUGUGUGAAUGUGAUUUCUUUACUUAAUCAGAAUCACAAACCACAGUAUGAAGCGUGUGUGUGUGUGUGUGUGUGUGUGUGUGUGUGUGUGUGUGUGUGUGUGUGUGUGUGUGUGUGUGUGUGUGUGUGUGUGUGUGUGUGUGUGUGUGUGUGUGUGUGUGUGUGUGUGUGUGUGUGUGUGUGUGUGUGUCAAUGAUACAUGUCUGUUUUUUUUAUAGCCAAAUUCUGUUGAUACGGUGUCUCUGAUUCUGUGAACCAUGGCAGCCCUUGAUUAUUUUGGCUCAUGGACAGAGGGUUGCUCUUGUGGUUCUCUUUACUUUUUUAUUGUUCAAAGUGAUUUUGUAUUUAGAUUUUAUUUAAAUGUCACAAUAAGAUGGAGUGCAAAGACCAAUCUGUGUCCUUUUGUUUUUUUGUUUUUUUUAAAAGGUGCAUAAAAUGUUUUUUCGUUUUUCGUUCAUCCACAUUUGUCAUUCAGACAAAAGACCACUGUUUGAGCUGUUCCACGACUGCAACAAACGGAGUGCCUUUAUCCCAGUGUAGUGUUGACACAGGUUUCUCUCAUUACCGAAGCUUAUCAUCCCCGAACUGAUCGUAAAUCAAAUGAAAGCAGCAUUCCAGAUGUUAAACCUCCAGUUUCAAUGGGAACCAAGAAUAUAAUAAGACAUCAAAGCAAAAUCAAAAAGUACUAUUUUGUCUUAGCAACAUUCUCUGUGACUGUCACCAAAUGGAUGUGUGUAUAUCUGUGAUUAUUUAUGAAUACAGUAUAUAAUGUACAGCAUGAUUUUUGAUUUCAGCGUAUUUGAAAUGUACUUUUGCACUUUCCAGGUACUAAAUUGUAACAAAUUGUUCUAACUUGGCUCCCGAAUCUGUAUAAACUGCUUUGUAUACACAAGUGGAAAAUGAUCAUUAAAGUCUUGUCUAAAUUUAA